This is a messenger RNA of Exaiptasia diaphana, 3228 nucleotides long. Its product is annotated as adiponectin receptor protein-like. Gene Ontology annotation, molecular function: signaling receptor activity. The transcript is spliced from 4 exons. The record is from RefSeq and is a predicted model, not a curated record. Gene Ontology annotation, cellular component: plasma membrane. Gene Ontology annotation, biological process: adiponectin-activated signaling pathway. NCBI's taxonomy places the organism in Eukaryota, Metazoa, Cnidaria, Anthozoa, Actiniaria, Aiptasiidae.
AUGUCAGAGACUACUUUUUUUUUCAAAUCUAAUAUUGGUGAGGCAUCAGAAAGAGUACAAGACAGUUUACAAAAUACCUCUGAUAAGAUACAGGUUAUGUACAAAAAUGUCAAAGACAAUGUAUCAUUUUUUUUGCAUGAGGCCGGGGAGAGAGCAGACAAGAUAAGAAAGGCAAUGAUUGAUUUUUUUCGCUCAGGCUGGUAUUUAUUAUUUUUUUUGGAGCUACCUCAUUGGCUGAUUUUUUUUGAAUAUCUCUCUGAUAGUCAUUUUUUUCCAUUGUUUUCAUUCAAAUCAUUUUUUUAAAGCAUAUUCAAAAUACACACAGAAACAGGAAAUAUCUGGACACACUUUUUUUUUUGCCUGUUAUUCAUUGCUCUUUUUUUUUACUUCUAUUUGAGACCRAUAAUUUUUUUUAACCCGUUUCCAAAUGACUGGUCAGAAAAGCUGGUCUUUGGUGCUUUCUUCACUGGUGCUAUUCUGUGUCUUGCAUUUUUUUUAAUCUUUCACACAGUGUACUGUUUUUUUCAUAAUGUCUCAAAGAUAUUUUCUAGGUUGGACUAUUCUUUUUUUUCUUUACUUAUAAUGGGUUCAUUUAUACCACCACUAUAUUACGGAUUCUAUUUUUUUAAGACAACACGUCUGGUGUACUUUUUUUUAGUUACUGCUCUUGGUUUGUUUUUUUUCUUUGUGUCUCUGUAUCCAAAUUUUUUUACACCCAAGUUUAGAUGUCUAUUUUUUUGUGUGUUUCUGACGUUUGGUUGCUCAGGAAUUGUUCCUGCCAUACACUUUAUAGCUGCCCAUGGUAUUUCUGUAGCUCAUCGUCAGGCAUCUGUUGGCUGGAUGGCAUUAAUGGGAGUCUUGUAUAUAUUAGGCACUAUUGCCUAUGCAUCUAGGGUACCCGAGAGAUUUUUCCCUGGAAGGUUCAAUAUAUGGUUCCAAAGCCAUCAGAUAUUCCAUGUCUUGGUUGUUGCUGCAGCAUUGGUUCACUUGUAUGGUAUAUGUCAAAUGGCUUACUAUAGAUUCUCCAUUGGUACAGAGUGUAACUGAUGUCUUUAUUCUAGCUGAUUAAUUAAGUUCUCAUUAUUUAGAAUAUGUAAAAUAGGUUUGGCUGUUUCAUAAGUGUAUUCAAAAAACAAACAGAUAAAACAAGAGGACUUGUUACUGGACUUACUUAAGUUACUUGUUACKUACUGUUCUGUCUCAUGCCAAGUGCAGGUUUCUGAAAUGACUUCUCAUAUGAAGUACCACUAAAAUACAGAGAAUCAACAAGUGUGAUGCAAGUCUAUGUGACACAUUUAUCCUUUCACAGUCACACCAGCAAUAUUUUGUUUAUUUCUCAUUAAUUCUGUAAUGUGAGGAUUUUAUUAGAAAAUUAUUAGUAGGAUUGUCUGUAUAAAAUGCACAGAAAGGAAAUGGAAAGAUUUCCUCAAGCAUGUAAAAAAACUUUAAUAAUACUUGGCUCCCUGAGGAGUCAAGUAACAGUAGACCUAAUGGGCUUGCUCCCUGAGGAGUCAAGUAACAGUAGACCUAAUGGGCUUGCUCCCUGAGGAGUCAAGUAACAGUAGACCUAAUGGGCUUGCUCCCUGAGGAGUCAAGUAACAGUAGACCUAAUGGGCUUGCUCCCUGAGGAGUCAAGUAACAGUAGACCUAAUGGGCUUAUGUAUUCAUCUAAGGUAAUGUGUGUUUUAAUAAAUAUAAAUUACUUGGGAGGAGGACAGUACAUCAGCUCAUUAGUACUAUUAGGAGUUAGUAUAAACAUACUAAUGGUCUAUCACUCAUACUGCGCUGUGAUUGGCUACUCUACUAAUGGUCUAAUUUGUGAUAGACCACUCGCAGGAAAAUCAAUCUCAUUAAUAAAUUAUUUUAAGGAUAUUGUAAGGAUAUUUCAAUUUGUUUUCAUUAUUURACCGAUUAGUAUGUUUAUACUAAAACAAUUAGACCUCUCGGCCUCGURGACUACGAGCUAAUAKCCCAUUCGGCCUCGCGGACUCGGCCUCAUGGGCUAUUAGCUCGUAGUCCACUCGACCYCGAGGUCUAAUUGUUAAUUAGUCAAAUGUACAUAUGUUAGAUAUUUAUCUAUUGGGGGUCUAUUAAUAUGGUACAAUUAAAGACUUACAUGCAUCUGAGAGUCUUAUCAUGAUUCUUGCUUAUGACAAAUCAUCAUUUUUUGGAUCUUUGAUUUUUAACCCAUCAGAAGCAAUUGAUUUUCAACCACAGAUCAUUUUUAAAACAAAACAAAAUUAGUUUAAAAAUUUASUUUUGUUUUAAUGAUUGGAAAGGUUGUUGGAUGCAAGUGGGCCAUAUACUAAUCUCAGGUCAGCUAAUAUGGGAAUAAUAUUACAAUACAAUUACAGAACAAGCUUAGCUUUACUUAUAAUUUAUUAGUUUUCUUUCAAUGGAUUUCCUAUUUUGAUGGCCAAGGAUUGCCUGAAAAACAUGAUACUCMAGAUCAAACUAAAGCUGUUGAUCUUUUCUUUCUGUGCAAAAGGGACAAUAGAAAGUGUGAAAAGCAUUCUGCUACUUAUUGGAUGUCAUCAUUCAACAGCUACAUUUUUUUAUUGUGCAAGAUGUUAUUGUGCAAUAAGUAUUGGUAUUUCUGCAUGAACAACAGUAGUUAUUUAGUCUAUCAUUUUUUGAACCAAUAAAAUUGUUGAAGACUUACAUCUACUGAAGAAUAAAACACUGCAGAUUUUCCUUUGUCUGUGAUGUCAAUUUAGUGUUAAAAUAUUCACCAAAUGUGGGACUAUUUUUGUUCUUUUACUAAUAUUAUAAUUACCAACUAGUCUAGGAAAAUACAGCCUUUUGCAAAAAUUAUGAGAAUUGUUGAAAUAUCUAAAUAUCAUAAUAUCAAGUGCAUGAUGGGUAAUCCCGCUCGAUGCCCUUAGACCAUUGUUUUUGUAGUUUAGGUACUAUUUUUGGCAACGGACUGAUCCGUAGUUCUGAACAUUUUCUCGAUGUCAACAAUGAAUUAUUCUAGCAAACCCGCRUGUUCCGGACAAUAUAUGGAUAUGGAUAUUAUGAUAUUUAGAUAUUUAGACAAUUCUCAUAAUUUUUGCAAAAGGCUGUAUAACCUAAGGAAUAUAUAUUACAAUAUAUUGUUGGUUUUUGUAAAUCUGUGAAACACACUACAUAUAAUUCUUUAUUUUGGACUCUUUUCUUAUGUCGUGAUAACAUAUCUUAGAACUGGAUAGAACUUACAAUAAAUUACAUUGCAGCUGCUAAGUUAAA